Messenger RNA from Coffea eugenioides, 1158 nucleotides. RefSeq names its product LEAF RUST 10 DISEASE-RESISTANCE LOCUS RECEPTOR-LIKE PROTEIN KINASE-like 1.2. NCBI's taxonomy places the organism in Eukaryota, Viridiplantae, Streptophyta, Magnoliopsida, Gentianales, Rubiaceae. The transcript has 2 exons. Gene Ontology annotation, molecular function: polysaccharide binding. The record is from RefSeq and is a predicted model, not a curated record. The coding region runs from base 1 to 1158 and encodes 385 amino acids.
AUGCCUCAUCAACCUCUCCUCCUCCUCCAUCUUCUCCCUUUCUUCAUCUCCUUCUUUUUCAUGAAAUCAAGCGCAGGCAAUAAUAACUCCUCCAUUUCUGCACUCUGUAAGGGGUCCAAAUGUGGUAGCAUUGAAGUCAAAUAUCCAUUUUGGAUUAAAUCCAACGCUACGGCCAUCCAAUACUGUGGCUAUGAAGGCUUCGGCCUAGACUGUACACCAUCUUCAGUUCCCGGCAAUUAUAACCUCACUCUUCACCUUCCCCCGGUUGAUUUCCACGUACAAAGCAUAAACUACACAGAUUACAAGCUAACCCUUGUCGAUGCCGACGUCACAACAAAUUUAUCUUGCCCAAGACCACGCAACAACCUUACUCUUGUGGACUUGCCAUUAAACUAUUCCACACAAGAUUUGAACCUCACUUUUUACUUCAACUGUACUCGUCCUCGCCUUCCUUUUUCUGCUUAUCCUGUGGAUUGUCUGAAGUCUGGUGGGAACAUGUCCUUUUUUUCAUUAGAAGCUGGUACUACUUCUGAUCCUGAUUGGUUUAAGUUCUGUGAGGAAAAAGUAGUAGUAACAGUGACUGAAGGGGAGAUUGAAGGGAUGAUUAAUGGGAAGGAUAAUAAUAUUAUUCGGAAUAGUUUGUUCUCUGGAUUUGUGCUUGAUUGGUAUAGGGGAUUUGAGUGUGCCGGGUGCGAGAAUUCUGGUGGGGGCUGCGGCCACAACAACAGCACCAAGGAGUUCUUGUGUUUUUGCAAUGACGGCACAAUUACGCAUGAUCACUGCAAAGGUACGCUGCACUUUUUCGAGUCUAAUGAAAAGUUCUUUACAGUGACAAUAUUUCCCCCUGCGAGAGAACGAAAGAGUGCAGAAGAGAAGGUUGACAAGAAAUUUGCAGGUGGGAGUUUUGCAGAAUUAGAUAGUUCCAGCUGUGAGAUUAAAAAUCAGGGUUACAUGCAAAAAUCCAAAGUGCAUAAUCAUUUGGAUAAAAGCAUUGCAAAUAUGCAAAGUGCUAUCACUUUGGAUAUGCAUCCGGUUGAGGCUGUGCUAAGCCUAGUACUUACCUAUAUGACCAAGCCCACAAAAGGGGUAGUUCAUGGACAAAUUCAGAGUCAAUGGCGUUUUUGGCUUGUCAUCAAAGUGGUUGGCAGAGAAAAUUGA